Merops nubicus (carmine bee-eater) is the source of this 7338-nucleotide messenger RNA. It is a transcript of the gene CEP250, whose product is annotated as centrosomal protein 250kDa. Lineage: Eukaryota; Metazoa; Chordata; Aves; Coraciiformes; Meropidae. Gene Ontology annotation, biological process: cilium assembly. The record is from RefSeq and is a predicted model, not a curated record. The transcript has 30 exons. The annotation marks the transcript as partial.
CUACUGCAGUACAGGACAUGGUGUCAAGAGUUGGAGCAGCAGCUGGAAGCAGGAGGGGUGAGUGCACAGGGAUCCCUUCCAGGCAGACAGGAGGCCACAGAAGACCACAGCUUGGAGAAAGCACUGCUUCAAUUGGAAGAGGAACAGCAAAGGUGUGAGAAUCUGGCAGAAGUGAACGCUUUACUGCGAGAUCACCUAGAUAAAGCAAAGGAGGUUAAUUCAGCCCUCAAAGAAGAUGUUGGAAAACUGACAGCAGACUGGAUGAGGGCCCGGGAGGAGCUGGAAUUGAAGGAAAGUGAAUGGCACAAUGAACGUGAGCUUUAUGACAGCUACGUGAGAGGUGAACGUGACCGUCUGCUCAGCCUGUGGCGUCAGGUGGUGACCUUCCGCCGUCACUUCCUGGAAAUGAAGACUGCCACAGACAGAGAUUUGUCAGAGCUGAGGGCAGAGCAAAUGAGGCUUUCUGGAUCUAUACUUGUAAACUGCUCCCACCUAAACUCUGGCUUACAGCUCUGGGGGUCAGUCACUCGGGGCAGAUGUGUCCUGAUGGAUCAGGCACAGCAGCAAGCAGGAGAGAAAAUAAAUCAGAAGACACAGGAAAUUAUAUACUUACAAGGCCAGGAGGACCUGGAGAAGAAAGAGCUACAAGACAGGGUAAUGGAGCUCUCAGCCUUGCUUGCACAGUCUCAGAAGCAGAACGAGGAGAAGGAGAAGACCAUGAAAACACUUAAUGACACUGUGGAGAUCCUAGAAACAAGUCAGUCAGUGAGAGAAUAUGAAGCUUUAUUGACCAGAAGUGCUAAAGAAGAGAAUCUUUCCCUUCAAAAGCUGAUAAAAGAUAUAACUGAGAUGGUGUUAGAUGACAGUGACAGCACCAUCAGCGUUACCACCACCGGCAGUUCCCAGCAUGCAGAGUCUGGCAACAUCCUCUCUGAUCUGGGCUCAGCUGAUGCAAAGCAUGCCUUUGGAUUGGUUCAGGAAGCACUUGCAAGGAGGCGAGGAGCAACACAGGCCCUAAAAGAAGAGCUUUCUGCCAGGCAAGACUCUGUCAACAUCCUGCUGCACCAGCACAGACAGCAGGAGGAGAAGUGCAGGAAGCUGCAGCAAAGGCUUGAUCAACUGGAGGAGGAAUGCAAGACAUCCAGCAGCCACCGGCAGCACCUCCAGUCUCUGGUAGAAGCACUCAGAAGCGACUGUGCAGACAUGGAGCAAAGCAGGGCAGAGCUGCAGCAGCAGCUUGAAGGAGCACAGCAGGAGGCCUCACGCCUGCGGCAGAGUAACACUGAGCUGCAGCUGAAGGAAGAUUCAGCCCAGGAGGAAAAGGUGGAGCAGCAGAAGACCAUGGAGAGAGCACGUCAUGAGCAGGAGCUCCUACUGAAGGACUUAGCUGCACUUGAAGAAAAACAUUCGAUGUUGCAGAGUGAGUUGGUAGUCACAAGAGAGACACUGGAGGAAUCAUACCUUCAGAGAGAUCUGCUGAAGCAAGAGAAACAUGAGCUUACAGUGGCACUGGAAAAGGCAGAGCAGGCAGUGGCAGACUUGACAGGGGCUCAGAAUAAGCUGGGUGCUGAAAUAGCUGAUCUACGUGAUGCAACAGAGAAGAUGAGUAGUAUCAAUGAAGCUCUUGCACUGGAUAAAGUGCAACUGAACAAAAUUGCAUUGCAGCUGGAGCAAGAGAAUGGUGUUCUGUCAGGUAAAGUGGCCGAGAUGGAGAGAGCCAGGAUCUCUGACCUGGAGAAGCUGAACUUCUGUGAAAAAGCAAAUGAAGACCUCUGUGCAGAGAAAGCCCACCUGGAGCAGCUGCUGAAGAAAGCAGAGGAGGAGCAGGAGGGGCUGCAGAUAGAGCUGAUGAUAAUGGCAGAGGAGAAAACAGAAACCCAAGAGAAACUCAAUCAGGUCUCCCGCCAGCAGGAGGCAGCCAGCAGUGACCUGGAGCAGCUGCAGGAGGAGUCUUCUCGCCAAGGGCACGCGCUGGCCAGGGUGUCCAGGGAGCAGGAAUUCCUCGUGCAUGAGAAGGCCGCCCUAGAGGUGCGCCUGGCAGCCGUGGAGCGGGACAGAGAGAGCCUUUCAGAGCAGCUGGCAGAGGCCAGGUCAGUGAAGGAGACCCUGGAAUCCAGUCUGUUUGAGGCUCAGCAGCAUGUAUCUCAGCUGGAAAUCACCAGGAGUCAGCUCGAAAUCCAACUUCACACAGUCACGCAGGCCAAAGAGGUGAUACAAGGGGAAGUGAAGUGCCUUCAAUGUGAGCUGGAAGCAGAGAGAUCUCUCAUGAAGCAGGAACGGGAAACGAUGGCCCAGCAGCUCUUGCAGACAGAACUGCAGUAUGACAACACCCUCAGACUUCGGGAAACUGAUCAUGAAAUGGAAAGAACCAGUCUCCUGCAAGACCUGGCAAGUGAGCAGGAAAGGCACCGUUCAGAGCUGCAGCAGAUGCUGGAGCAAUGGGAAAAAGAGAAGGCAGAGACAGAAGGGGAGCAUGAAGAGAAGCUGUUUGAUAUGAAGCAGAAAGUUGCUACCAUGCAAGCUCAACAAGAAGAGGAACAAACUAGAGUGGAAAAUGCCAAGCAGGAGGUCCUGAUGGAAAAGGAGAGAGAGAAGAAUGCUUUAUUAGAGACACUACUCCAAACUCAGGGAGAGCUAAGAGAAGCCUCCCAACAGCUAGAGCAGCUCAGGCAGGAGGUGAAAGAACAGCAAGAGAAUGGGCAGAACAUCACAGAAAAGCUGCAAGCAGAGCUGCAGGAAGCUUGGAGUAAGAUCAAGGCAGUGGAGGACAGGCACAGGGAAGAAAUCGAAACUGUCAAAGAGGAAAUGAACAUCCUCCUUCAGCAGAGGGAUGCUCUACAAACACAGGUGGAAGAGUUGACAUCUCAGCUAGCAGCCUCUGAAGAGUCCAAGCAGGUGAUUGACUGCAAAGCUCAGCAAGAUCUGAGUGAGGCACAGGAGCUGUCAAAGCAGAAGGUGCUGGAGAUUGUACACCUCCAGAAGAUGUUAGAGGAGACGAGGAGUCAAUGGGAGGAGGUACAACAUCAAAACAAGGAGCUGCAAGUGUGUCUGCAGUCCUUGGAGGGGGAAAGGAGUCGAUGGGAAGAAGUGGAGCGUCAGAAUGCAGAAUUUCAGGCUCUGCUGAAGGUUCUAGAGAGUGAAAAAGCCAGGCUGACUCUGUCUCUGGAAGAGAAGGAACUGAGCCUCAGAACCCUGGAAGAAAACAACCUUGCCCAGCACAAUGAGAUGUCUCAGCUUCUUUCUGCUAUUCACCAAGCCCAGCAGCUCCAUUCAGACCACAGAAGAGAAAUACAAGAGCUCAACAACCAGGUGCAGUCACUGCAGGAUGUAGUGCUGGAGAAGGAGGCUGGCCUGGCAGCCCGAGAGGAGCAGCUGCUACAGGACCUGGAGGAGUCCCGAGCAGGCGAGCAACAUUUGAGGGGCUCUCUGCACGUGCUGGAGGCUGAGGUGUCUGAACUGCAUCUGAGGCUUUGUAACACAGAGAGCAGAGCAGAGGCCUUGGCCACAGAGUGCCAGCAGGCCAACAGUGCCCACAGUGAAGCCCAGUCCCAGCUAGAAAGCCUACGCUUGGCUCUCCACCACAUCAUCUGUGACAGCAGAGACUUUAUCACUUGGAGUUCAGGACAGGGUGAUGGCAAGGGCGUGACUGUUUCUCAGGCCUGGGACCUCCCUGCAGAGCUCACAGUGGACAGAGUGGCAGCAGCCCUGCAAGACCUGCAACAGCACCUGCAGCAGACCCAGCAAGAUCUGAAUGAUGCUAGGGAGAAGAUACAGGACUUGGAGCUGGAGCUGAGCAAGAGGCAAGAUGAGAGGGACCACUUCAGUGCCCACAAUCAAGAGCUGCAGAAACAGUUGGCUCAAAGCCAGGAAGAGACACAGAUGGCAGAACACAAGAAGAGCUCUCUACAAGCUGCCUUGCAGGAAGAGGCUGCUGCUCUGAAGGAGGAGGCUAUGACUCUACAUCAAGAAGUGGCAUCUUUGGAAAGGAAACUUGAGAGCACUGAGGUGCAAAGAAGGGAAGCCCUGCGUGAACGAGAUGGACUGCGAGCUGUUAAAGAAAAACUGGUACAGGAGAUAAAACUUCUUCAGCAAUCAGUCACAGCCUCUGAAACCCAAGCAAAUACAGCAACAGAUAUGACUCACUCCCUUGAACAAGAACUCCAAGCUACACUGUCUAUCUUAAAAAUGAAAAAUGAGGAAGUGGAAAUGCUGCAGGAGAAAAUCCAGAUGCUCCAGAAAGAGGCAGCAGAGGCAAAAGCUUUGCAGGAGAAUCUCACUCAGAUGACUGCCAUCCUGUCAGAGAGGGAGGGACAAAUGAAGUUAUACCAAGAACAGAUGAGAAUGCUGGAAGAGGAGAAAGAAAUGCAUAAAACUACUCUUGAUCAGGUUAUUAAGGACAUAACAGAGAAAAAACAGAAGACAGAAUCCCAGCAAGAACAUAUACAGGAGCUGGAAAAGCAGCGAGAAAAACAAAGAACUGCUGUCAGCAAGAUGAGCAGAGAGCUGGAGGAGAGAGACCAGGAGAUCAGGUCCCAGCAAGAGCAGAUACAGGAGCUGGAGAAGCAACGAGAAUUGCAGGGGACUGCUGUCAGCAGGAUGAGCAGAGAGCUGGAGCAGAGAGAUCAGGAGAUCAGGUCCCAGCAAGAGCAGAUACAGGAGCUGGAGAAGCAACGAGAAUUGCAGAGGACUGCUGUCAGCAAGAUGAGCAGAGAGCUGGAGCAGAGAGAUCAGGAGAUCAGGUCCCAGCAAGAGCAGAUACAGGAGCUGGAGAAGCAACAAGAAUUGCAGAGGACUGCUGUCAGCAAGAUGAGCAGAGAGCUGGAGGAGAGAGACCAGGAGAUCAAGUACCAAGAGGGGAAAAUAAUGGGUCUAGAAAACCACCAUACAUCACAAAUGAGAAAUCUGCUUGUGGAUCUUGAUUGUAUGAAAGAAAACUUGAAGGAGAAAGACAUAGAGCUUAUGUCUCUGACUCAGCAGAUCCAGGAGCUGGAGAAGGAAAGAGAACAGGUGAAAUCUCUGCACGCAAGCCUUGAACACCUGAGGGCUGUUCUUAAGGACAGAGAGAGUGAGUGUGAUUCUCAAAGGGAUCAGCUAAGACUCCUCCAGCAGUACAAGGAGCAGCAAGAGGGGCAUCUGCAAGAGCUUAAUGAUAAAGUAGAAAAGAUGAGACAUUCUUUCUCUGAAAAAGAUCAAGAGCUUGAAUCACAAAAAAAGCAUCUCCAGGAUGCUGAAGAAGUAAAGGGAAUGCAGUUAAGGACUGUCCAUGACCAACUGGAGCAGACCUUAGAAGCCUUAAAAGAAAAGGACACACUCCUAGACACCCAAAAGCAACAAACAUGGAACAAUGAGGAAAAAACAGAAGAAUGGGUGAAUGUCUUACAUAAAGACUUCAGAUACUCUAAGGCACUACUGAAUGAGAAGGAUUUAGUGACUGAAUCUCAGAAGGAAGUGCUUGAGACCUCCCAAAAACAAGACUCUGAACAGCAGAAAGAAAUUCUGCAGCAUCUUCAAGGGGCAUUAAAGGAACAAGAGCAAGAAAUGUUAUCCCUUGGAAAGCAAUUUAAGUCAAGCAAGGAAAAGGAGGAAGAGCAUGAAGCUGAGCAAACAAAUUUUCAAGCAAAAAAACAGAGUCGGAAGGAAAAAGAGGUAGAGGUUCUGGGGGAGGCUAUUUCUAAGCCUCAGCAAAAGGAGGUGGCAGGGAUGCAGACUGAAGCCAUACUGCAAAAUUCAGAAUCUUCUCUAGAAGCUAGAGAUCAAGAGAUAGUGUCUUUGCAAGAGCCUGUCCAGGACCUUCGAGAGCAGGAGUUAGAAGACAAGCAGGGCAUGAGUCUGCAGCAGGAUCAGGCCAAAACAAGCCAAAUAGUGAAGAAGAAUCAUUUGGAGUUCCUCAGGGAGACAGAGCAAAUGAGCAUAUUCCAGCUUCAUGAAGAAAGCAUGAAAGUAGCUCUAACAUCAUGCCAGAAGCAAGUGAAUCUGCUAGAGGAAGAGGUGAGGAAGAGAAAUGAAGAAAUUGAAGCUCUUGUGCAAAAACUCCAAUGCCAAGAGGAAGAACUGAAGACCUUGCAGAAUCUCCAGCUUAGGGUACCCAAGAAAAAUGAAGAGGUUGAACAUCACAGAGGGCAAGAGACGCUCCUGGAAGAAACUUUGCCUGGGACAGAACGAGAGACCAAGACUCAAGGUGAGCAAAAAGAGUUGGAAGAGGAAAUAAGAGCUCUUCGGGAAGAUCUCCAGCAUGUUAAGCAGACUCUGACAAAGAAGGAUGAAGAGAUCAAGUACCAGAGGGACAGAGUCAGGUAUUUGGAGAAGACUCUAACAGGGAGAGAACAAGAGUUUAGGAGGAAGAGUGAACUCCUGAAACAAUUAACAUCAGCUUCGUGGUGGAAAGAUGGAGGGGAGACUCUACAGCAACAAAUCCAGAAACUCCAAAAAUGGGAGGAAGAGGAAGCAGAGAAGAGAAAAGUUCUCCAGGAGAGAGACCAUCUCUUGAAAAGGCAGAAGGAGUUAACCCAUCAACUGGAAGAGGAGCGGAAAGCAAAGGCAGAAGAAUUGGAGCAUGUGAUUGCUAUUUUGAAGCAGACUGAAAGUGGAGAAAUUGAAUGGAAAGAGAAAGCACAAGCACUGACUCUUGCCCUUACCAAGAGUGAGGUGGCCAAUGGGACUCUGAGGGAGGAAAUAACCAUCCUGCAGAGUAUGGUCUCAGAGAGGGACAGGGACCGGUUUCAUCUGCAGCAGGCUGCUGCAGAAGGGGAGCAGCUCUCCUGGCUCUCGGAGAGGAGACUCCUCUUGCAGCGGCUGGAACGUCUGCAGCAAGCAGUUGCAAGGCUGGAACUUGAGAAGAUGGAGCUGAAGCAGCUCAAUGCUGAGUUCAGGAGGACUCUUGAGCGGGUGGAAUGUGAACGGAGGAGACUGAAGAGAUACUGUAGUGGUCAGUCAGUGCCAGAUGCAUGUGGAUUUUCUCUCUCCAAGUCUGACCUGCACAAGAUGCCCGCUUCUAAACAGGAGAAGUCUCACGGGCACUGCAGUCGUCAAGUAGCAGAGUUGCAGAACCAGGUGUCCCUGCUGCAGACACAGCUCGCACAAGAACGAAAGCACAAGCGGGACUAUAUUGAGUGCUGUGCAAAGACCAGCCAGGAGCUGGCAGACCUUCACCAGGAGCUGUCCUAUUCCUUGGCAGCUGUGGUCAGGGAGCCCAAAGCUGCUGUUCUGGAGGCAGAGACUCGGAAGCUGGAUCGGUCUCUGAACCUUAAUUUGGCACUAAUGUCUCUGGACCACCAGUCUCCUGAGAGACAGCCAUUGCAUUCAACAGCCAGAUCCAUCAGAAGCAAUGACCUGAGCUAA